AUGCCAAAAGCUUCAGCAAAAGACAGCAGCGCCCUCGGCAUCCGCCUUGAGGGUGACCUCGUCUACGCUCCAGGAGACACAAUCAUCGGCUGCGUCUGGCGCGGCGAGCAUACCGUCUCCGUCGCCAGCUCCGUCGAUAUCGAGCUCUACGCCCGCACGAAGAGCAAGAAGAUCACCAAAAACGGGCAGACCACCAGCGAAUACCGCAACCGUUUCACCCUCAUCGAAGGCGCGCAGACUCGCCAGCGCCUCUUCUCGGGCCCAAUCCAUAUCCCACCCGGAAAUAAACCAGAGGACGAGAAGUCAUGGCCCUUUGCCAUCACGCUACCCUCGCGGAUACCUGAACCUGAGAAGGUUGCGCCAGAAACCUCGCAGGAAUAUAGCUAUCUCCCGCUAGACCGGAGCAGCCUGGCCAACACACCCUUGCCGCCUAAUUUUUUUGGCAGCAGCUACGGCCUGAACUACCAGGUCGAAGGCUACGUCGAGUACGUCCUGGAAGCCCACCUCACGACGACUACGGCGGCAGACCGCAUAACGAGGACGUUUCGUGCUGCCAGGCCGUUGUUGGUGAGUCCGCGCAUUCUAGAUUUGCCGCUAGUCGACUUGGGAUCGCAUCUCGUAAAGACCUAUCGGGGCGUGAAAACGUUGCGGCUAAUCCCCGGCAACGAGGAAGCCAAAUUGACCUUCAAGCAAAAGACGAAGAUGUUCUUCGGCACGUCUAGCAUCCCUAAGAUGUGUUUUGAUCUAGAGGUCGUCAUGCCGCGCUCCAUUCAGCUCGAUCACCCUGAUACGCUGCCGGUGCGUCUGCGCGUUGUCCCAGACCCGUCUACCAACAACCGUGAGUCGAGCAGCCCUGAGCUACUGCAAGGGCCGCCGCCCAAAGUCAAGCUCACUUCGCUUCGUCUGACAAUUAAGACGAACGCGGAAGUUCGCUGUGGAGGCACCUUCCACCCACAUCACGGUAAUGUCAAGUCGAAGCAUGCCUUGGUGGACUAUGAUACCUUCAUAAGGCUACGGCAGGCAGUCUUCAUUCCUUGCGCUUGCACAGACAAAGAGUCGUCUCCAACCUAUGUAGAUGUUAGCAGCAUCUUUGGUAUACGACCAAAGCAGACCGCUGACCUGUGUCCUGAUUUUACCACGUUCAAUAUUCGCGUCACGCAUCUUCUCAAGUGGGAUAUAGAUGCCAGUAUUGCAGGCGAAGUGGUCAACGUCAGUGGGGAGCGUCCUAUCGUUAUCCUACCGGCCAGUGAAUUCAGCAGAUGA
Messenger RNA from Arthroderma uncinatum, 1263 nucleotides. RefSeq lists its product as uncharacterized. NCBI's taxonomy places the organism in Eukaryota, Fungi, Ascomycota, Eurotiomycetes, Onygenales, Arthrodermataceae. The record is from RefSeq and is a predicted model, not a curated record. The transcript has a single exon. Bases 1 to 1263 code for a protein of 420 amino acids.